Lottia gigantea (owl limpet) is the source of this 507-nucleotide messenger RNA. RefSeq lists its product as hypothetical. Bases 1 to 507 code for a protein of 168 amino acids. Gene Ontology annotation, molecular function: A2-type glycerophospholipase activity. The transcript has 3 exons. Gene Ontology annotation, biological process: arachidonate secretion; phospholipid metabolic process. The record is from RefSeq and is a predicted model, not a curated record. NCBI's taxonomy places the organism in Eukaryota, Metazoa, Mollusca, Gastropoda, Lottiidae.
AUGAAUACAAACUCUGUGUUGGCUAAGGGGGUUUGGUGCAUUCUAAAACAUAUUUUGGAGCACAAAAGUAAAAAGAUCAUAUUUUUAAAUUUGUUAAAAAUCAAGUGGAGGAUGCGGUUAUCACUGGUAUUUGGUGUGUGUAUUGCGGCAGGCCUGGUUGGGUUAGUAACAGCACAAUGCAACCGUAACGGCGAUAUCAAUGGAUGUAGUAUACCCUUCGGUUUACCUUUGCCUUUUAAACAGAAAUUUACACCAUCCUGUUACAAACACGAUGUUUGUUAUUUUUGUGGGGCGGCAAGGGCUAUUUCAAGAUCUAGAUGUGAUGCUAAAUUUCUUACAGAUAUGGAAAACGCGUGUCGAGGAAUAGGAAACAGUCAGGAUAGAGAGAAGUGUUCAAAAUGGGCUAAUAGAUAUAAAGGAGCUGUAAGAUUAGGGGGUGUCUUAUAUUAUAAAAAAAAGCCUAAAAAUUGGUGCAGUGAAAGCUGGGUUAGUGGAUGUCUUCCUUAA